Molecule: messenger RNA, 1821 nt
Organism: Calidris pugnax (ruff)
Lineage: Eukaryota; Metazoa; Chordata; Aves; Charadriiformes; Scolopacidae
Gene: MAP3K12
Product: mitogen-activated protein kinase kinase kinase 12
Exons: 12
Coding region: 1-1821 (606 amino acids)
Biological process (GO): protein phosphorylation
Molecular function (GO): JUN kinase kinase kinase activity; ATP binding
Source: RefSeq, a predicted model, not a curated record
AUGGUCAUGAGGAACAUCAUGGGUGUGGACGUGGCAUGGGGCAUGGGCAUGGAGAACGCCAUGGCCAUGGGGCUUGGACAUGCUAUGGGGUAUGGGCAUGCCCCCUGGGAGGUGCCGUUCGAGGAGAUCCUGGACCUGCAGUGGGUCGGCAGUGGGGCGCAGGGCGCCGUCUUCCUGGGCCGCUUCCAUGGGGAGGAGGUGGCCGUGAAGAAGGUGCGGGACCUCAAGGAGACCGACAUCAAGCACCUGCGCAAGCUCAAGCACCCCAACAUCAUCACCUUCAAGGGUGUGUGCACCCAGGCCCCCUGUUACUGCAUCAUCAUGGAGUUCUGCGCCCAGGGCCAGCUCUAUGAGGUCCUUCGCGCCGGGCGCAAGGUCACCCCCUCCCUCCUCGUCGACUGGUCCAUGGGCAUCGCCGGCGGCAUGAACUACCUGCACCUCCACAAGAUCAUCCACCGCGACCUCAAGUCGCCCAACAUGCUCAUCACCUACGACGACGUGGUGAAGAUCUCAGACUUCGGCACCUCCAAGGAGCUCAUCGACAAGAGCACCAAGAUGUCCUUUGCUGGCACCGUGGCCUGGAUGGCACCCGAGGUCAUCCGCAACGAGCCUGUCUCCGAGAAGGUUGACAUCUGGUCCUUCGGGGUGGUGCUGUGGGAGCUGCUGACGGGGGAGAUCCCCUACAAGGAUGUGGACUCCUCGGCCAUCAUCUGGGGGGUGGGCAGCAACAGCCUCCACCUGCCCGUCCCCUCCGGCUGCCCCGACGGCUUCAAGGUGCUGCUGCGCCAGUGCUGUAGCCAGUGCCCCGUGCCGCAGGCGGAGUGGCGGGAGGAGGUGAAGCUGCACUUCGAGAAGAUCAAGUCGGAGGGGACGUGUCUGCACCGGCUGGAGGAGGAGCUCAUCAACCGCCGGCGCGAGGAGCUGCGGCAUGCGCUGGACAUCCGGGAGCACUACGAGCGCAAGCUGGAACGUGCCAACAACCUCUACAUGGAGCUCAGCGCCCUCAUGCUGCAGCUGGAGCUCAAGGAGAAGGAGCUGCUCAGGCGGGAGCAGGCGCUGGAGAAGCGUUACCCCGGGCUCUUCAAGCCACGGGCGCCGCGGGGGCUCCUGCACGGCAACGCCGUCGAGACCCUCAUCAAGAAACGCAACGUCCCCCAGAAGCUCUCGCCCCACGGCAAGCGGACACAUGGGACCAUCUUGGGGGGGGGGCGCAGGACCCCUGGGUCCUUCCUGGGAUGGAGGGAGUGGGGUCAGGACCUGUGGGUCCCUCCUGAGGGGCAGCAGGAGGACCCCAGUGUCCCCCCCCCCACACCUUUGCCCUCCCAGAAGCGGGGGGUCUCGUCGGAGGAGGAGGAGGGGGAAGUGGACAGCGAGGUGGAGCUGCCGCUGCGGCAGAGGUGGCCCCCGGGCAUGAGCAAGCGGCAGUCGCUGUCGACCUUCAGCUCGGAGAACUUCUCGGACGGGGACGGGGACGGGGACGGGGACGAGGGGCACACGAGCGAGCCCUCGCACAGCGCCACCCCCGACGUGGGCAGCACCAACACCGACGAGCGCCCCGACGACCGCUCCGAGGACCUGCUCUCCCAGGGCUCCGAGAUCCCCCUCGACGCGCCCCCCAACGACGGGGGGGGGCCCGGACGCCGCCACGGGGGGGUCAGCCCCAAGCCCCACGGGAGGAUGUCGGUCCCAGCCCAUGGCAGGGGACACGGGGACAUGGUGGCAAGAGCCAGCCACACCGUGGGCAAGCAGCCAGGGCUGCCAGCUUCCCAGCGAGCGGGAGCCGACGGCGGCAGGAAAAGGGGACAAGCAGGGACGGGGUAG